Messenger RNA from Magnusiomyces paraingens, 3528 nucleotides. RefSeq lists its product as uncharacterized. Gene Ontology annotation, biological process: negative regulation of transcription by RNA polymerase II. The transcript has 2 exons. Gene Ontology annotation, cellular component: PRC1 complex. Lineage: Eukaryota; Fungi; Ascomycota; Dipodascomycetes; Dipodascales; Dipodascaceae. Gene Ontology annotation, molecular function: promoter-specific chromatin binding. The record is from RefSeq and is a predicted model, not a curated record. Bases 1 to 3528 code for a protein of 1175 amino acids.
AUGAAAAAAUUCCCAGCAUAUCCCUAUGAUCCUACCAAAGACUCAAGGCCCCCCAGAAAUGAUGCAACCAGACCUUCUCAAAGCCUCGAUCAUUGUCUGCCCAAAUCCCAUAUCCAACAACAAUACACCAGCCAAUCUCAUCAACAGACACAAGUCUCUACGGCCCCACCUCACACCACUUUUCCACAAAAUUCCUAUUCUUCACCCGGUGUCACUAAUGCACCGGAGGUCCUCCCGCCAUUACCAACGUGGCUCCCUUCUUCUCAAAGGGUUAUACAUUCGUCUCAGCAGCAGCAACAGCAACAGCAACAACUACAACAACAACAACAACUACAGCAUCAGCAUCAGCAACAUCAUCAGCAACAUCAUCAGCAACAUCAUCAGCAACAUCAUCAGCAACAUCAUCAGCCAAAUCAUCAGCAUCAUCAACAUCAUCAACAUCAUGAUCAGCAUCAUCGUCAGCAUCAUCACCACCGGUAUCAACAAUAUCAACUACAGCAACCACAAGAACAACAUCAGCAGCUACAAUUUCAACAUCAGCAAUACCAAAGAUUACCACCAUCCCAGCAACUGCCAUUUUACCAGCAGCAACAGCAGCAACAGCAGCAACAGCAGCAACAGCAGCAACAGCAGCAACAACAACCACAACAACCACAACAACCACAACAACCUUUGCCACAAUCCCAUAACCCUCAUCCAUACAAUAACACUCUUGUCCCUACUAGUACUAGUACUAGUCACCUCCAUUCUACCCCUUCAGUAUAUCAGCGUCUUCGCAGCAGCCCCUCUCCUGUAUCUAGACCCCCUGUCAAUGAGAGGCUCUCACCAGGAUACAAACCAUCUAUCCCAGUAUCUGGCCUGCUUUUUCCCGAGGCCAAUCCCCCUCUUCCUCUUCCUCCUUCUUAUACAAAUUCUAAUAACCCCACCAUCAACUCAUUAUGUGUCACACAAACUCCUGGGACUUCUUCUCCAAAAUAUACAACUUCCUUGGCAAAUAUUAAACAAUUACCUCCCCUACCAUAUACAGAACCCACAUUCAUUAAACCAGAAUCUACUACAUCGGGCCACCCAAACUCCAGCUAUGGCUCCUUCUCGGUUCCUACGACCUCACCAAAUUACUCCGUCCCACAUACCAUAUCUCGGUCUUCGACGUCAUCGACGUCCUCAGCAACUUCUGCUUCAUCUCAUAAUGGCUCAAUCUCUUCCAUUUGUUCGACUUCAGUCUCUGGUGCCUCAAGCUCACAAACUUAUUCCUAUACCCAACAAUGCCCAAUUUUAUCUCUCCCAGAUAAUAUUAAAGGCAUGAUUUUUGACGCCCUUCUUAUGCCAUACACAAUUCCUCGACAAAAGUUUUACUUGAAUCCGGAAUACUUGUAUCAAACUGAUCUCAUCAAUUUUUCUUCAACGUGCUCUUUUCUGCGUAAAUGUGUCUGUACUCAACUCUGGUCCAAUAUUGCCAUUUAUUCGUCAAACUUAGAUUUGUCAUUUCUUGAGCCUCCAUUCGAUAAACUUAGAAUACCUUCAAUAGAAAAUGCCAAAAUGUCAAAACAACGAUUGGCUAAACUUGAGAAAAACAAGUACUGCCUGUUGUUAUCGUCACAUAAGUUUAAAAACAACACUCAAAUACCAUUCCCCAUUUCCAUACUGCAAUAUGCAAAAACUUUAUCCUUUGAUACUGAUCUCUCCUUCACUUUCUUGAAUGGCCAAGGCUUAGUUUCAACUCAAGAAAUCUACAAAAUAAUCAAUCUUCCCAUCAUGGCUCCUACAAAGCUUCGCAUGGUUUUGCACCUGUCAAAUCAAACGGCUGUUUUAAAGUAUAUUGAACAGGUUUUGCCAUCCCAGCCCACUCUUUUCUUGAGCCUUCACAUUCCAGAUAGUCAAGCUAUUCGCCAAAUUUGUCACUCUCCAAUUCUUGUCGAAAGACUCAUUUCUCUAUCUCUCAUGGGCACAAAGUUUCAUUUUGACAAGGCUUCAUGCAGAGCUUUAGAGGCUCUCCAUGCUCUGGAAUUCCUUCAUUUGCCAAUUGAUAACAAACUAAUUAGCAAUGACCGCGAUCAAUUCAAUCGUAAGACAAGAGACUUGUUGAUCAAUCACUUCAACAAGCUUGUUUCACUGCGUGAAAUCAGAAUCUACAGUGAAGACAUGAGUAUCCCCCUUAACCGACAGUGGCUACCCAAAACUGUUGACACACUUACAAUCAAUGUAUUAAGUUUGCGCAAAACACCUCACAUUAAGGAAGAUCUUUUUGAUGGUGUUAAACAUCUAACCAUCAUUUGCAGCCCAAAUAGAAAGCCACCGGUAGUUCCUUUCCCCUUUCGCAAUCUUGAAUCAUUAAGUGUUAACCGCGCUGAAAACCAGUCAGGGUCUAUUAAACGUUGCUACGAUGCCAUCCGUACUUUAAUCCACAGAAACACUCGGAUUUCUAAACUCAAAUGCCACUAUGUCCAUCCCAUGGACAUGAGCGUUAUAAUUGCUGGUAGUCGAAAUAGUGUUUUCCAAACCAUUGUGGAUGAAAUUUCUCUGGAUUCCCACAUUCGGUUUCGUCUUUCUCGUCUUGCUGACCCCUUUUACCAGCCGGGAUCUUACAAUGAUGACGAGGAGAAUAGAGUGACAGAUUCAGAUUCCGACUUGGAUGCCAUGAAUGGCAUUUUGUGGUUUCUUAACGUGGACUCGCUAAGUGGUAUUCUUCAAGAGCUUUACAACUUUUCUCAUCUUAAAAGAGUCCGUCUUCCUGUUUUGGAAUCGUGUAUUCAUUUUAUGGACAUUGUUAUGCUUGCGAAGCGUAACCCAGUUAUUGAGUCCUUGGUUCUGGUGUACCGAACACAGAAUUAUGAAAACUACAUUAGCUCUCGGAGGCCUGAUAUGAGUUAUGUGAAUAAGUUUUUUUUUGAAAAAACAUCCGAUGAUGAAGCAGCUGAUAACAGAACUCGAACUUUUACUCCUAGUAUUACAAAUCCUAGUAGUGGCAGUGGCAGUGGCAGUGGCAGUGGCAGUAGCGGUAGCAGUAGCAGUAGCAGCAAUAAUGGUAGUGGGAGUACUCAUGUAUUUGGGUCUUCCUCGUCAACACCAUUAAAUAUUAAUGCCAAGAAUAGCGUUAAUGCCAGCAACUCCAGUAAUACAACUAGUAACAGUAGCACAAAAACUGCCGACUUUGCCGUUCCUGCACUUUUGACGGGGCUUCAACACCACAAUUUUCAACAACAACAACAACAUCAGCUACCAAGAAUUAUUGGCCAAUCCGGGAGCUUUGAUGCAACACAAACUUCGGUUAUAACGACACCACAACCGAACUUUUCUCUGGUUCAUAGUCAUCCGAUUUUGACUGAAACUUCUCCAGUUUAUCCAGUGUCCAUUAAUUCCGAAAUCCGAGGUAGGGACCCCACAAGCUCGAAAUAUCAAGUGGAUAUGAGCCGUCUUUUCAUUCUUCUAAAUCCUGAAGACCAAGUGUGCUCACUGAAUGAGUUUAAACCAGUUGAUCAUGUUGCAUACUUUUAUUCAGAUUUGUCUUUAUGGAGAGGGCUAGCCUGA